GAGAUGGCGCCGCCUAUAUCGAACAAUCCACAACGUUGGCAGUUUGUAGCCACAAGAAUCCGACGAAACAAGCCGAGCUCAAUAUAUUCUCAAGGCUACCAAGUUCUGAAACUUUUUUGACAUGUCACCAUUUUCUCCGGCAUUCCUCUCAUCCACUCACCGUGCCUCCUCACAUCCAUCACGCAAACCGCCAUGGAAGGCACAGCCUGACGAGGCGGGCGUCGGGCAAGAAGAACCACGGGCGCGCGCGGCGACCGCGCCACCAGCUACAACGCCGAUCCGGAACUAAUGAGAUGGACAAUGUCAACUGCUACGUCGUCCCGCAGACCACGGGGAGCGGCCGGAACAUCUUCCAGGGCGGCAGCCCGCUGUCGUCGUCGCUGCCCCUCCUGGGCGUGCAGCUCGUCCUCAUCGUCGCCGUCACGCGCGUCCUCUACUUCCUCCUCAGGCCGCUCAAGCAGCCCCGCGUCGUCUCCGAGAUCGUGGGUGGAAUCAUACUUGGCCCGUCGUUGCUGUGCCGCAACGACGAGUUCAGGCAACUGGUGUUCCCGCCGAGGGGUGAGCCGGUGCUGAACACCGUGGCGACGUUCGGCCUCAUGUACGUGAUCUUCCUCAUCGGCGUCCGGAUGGAUCCGAGGCUCGCCGUCCGGUCCGGCAAGAAGGGUGUGGUCAUCGGCCUCUCGGGCUUCCUCCUCGCGCUUGCCCUGACGGCGAUGGGCUCCAAAGGCGACGCCCUUGCGGAGGAGCAGGACGUGUCGAAGCGUUUCACGUUCCUGUUCGCGCUCUCGGCCUCGCUCUCCGUCACGUCCUUCGCGGUGCUGUCCCCGAUCCUGUCCGAGCUCAACCUCCUCAACUCCGACCUCGGCCGAAUCGCCAUGUCGGCGUCCAUGACCACGGACGGCAUCGCGUGGCUCAUCAUGGUGGGAUACGUCCUCACCGAGGCGUACCUCGUGUCGCCAGCCACGUCGCUCUGGGCGUUCAUGUCCGUGGCGGCGCUCGUCGCGUUCAUACUGCUGGUGGUGCGCCCGAUAGCGCUCAUGGUGAUCGAGCGCACGCCGCCGGGCCACCCGGUGGACGAGACCUACGUCUUCUUCUUCCUCCUCAUUGUGCUCCUCGUCGGACUGUACAGCGACAUCAUCGGCACCAACUCCUUCCACGGCGCGCUCAUGCUGGGGCUGGCGAUCCCCGAUGGCCCGCCGCUCGGCACGGCGCUCGGCGAGAAGAUCGAGGCCAUGGUGUCAGGGCUGAUACUGCCGCUCUACUACGCCAUGACCGGGCUCAGCACCGACGUGUGGGAGAUACAUUGGGGCAGGUUGCAGAUGGUCAUGAUCCUUGCGUGGUUCGGAAAGCUGGCCGGCGUCAUGGCGUCGUCGCUGUACCUUGAGAUCCCGUUUCUGGACGCCGUCUCGCUCAGCCUCUUCAUGAACUCCAAGGGCAUCGUCGAGAUCAUCACCUUCACCUUCUUCGUGACCAACAAGCUGAUUGGCAAGCACACUUUCAGCGCGCUGGUGUGCUCGUCGGUGCUGAACACGGCGCUGUCCGUGCCGUUGGCGGGGUUGCUCUACGACCCGGCGCGGCGCUACGCCGUGUACAAGCGGCGCACGGUCCAGCACCUCAAGGCGGACGCCGACUUGCGGAUUCUGGCGUGUGUCCACGACGAGUCCCACGUCCAGGGCACGCUCGCGCUGCUGGAGGCGUCGCACGCCACGCCGCAGACGCCCAUCGGCCUCUACCUCCUGCAGCUCGUGGAGAUCGCCGGCCGCUCCGCGCCAGUGUUCAUACCCCACAAGCUCCGCCGGAGCGCCUCCAGAAUCGGCCCGGCACCGACGUCCACCGACUCUGACCGCAUCAUCAACGCCUUCUUCCAGUACGAGCAGCGGCAGCCGGAGGGCGCCGUGUCCGUGCAACCCUUCACAACAAUCUCCCCCUACUCCUCCAUGCACGACGAGGUGUGCCGCCUCGCCGUCGACAAGCGCACCUCGCUCAUCCUCCUUCACUACCACAAACGCCACAUGCUCGCCGGCGGCAUGCGCGCCGCCAUGGGGCUCCGCGUCGUCAACCGCAAGGUGCUGGAGGUCGCGCCGUGCUCCGUCGGGGUCUUCGUCGACCGCAACGCCGGCAACGUCGGCCUCAGCGCUUUCAUCUUGCAAGAUCACUCGACGUCGUCCUCCAGCGGCCGCUCGUCGCUAAGCGGCAUGGGCUUCCGGGCGGCCGUCGCGGCCCUCUUCUUUGGUGGCGGCGACGACCGCGAAGCCCUGGCCUACGUGACGCGCAUGGCGCGGCACCCGGGCUCGAAGGCGGCCGUGAUCCGGUUCCUGCCGACACGAGGCAUCAAGGACGACCCGGCAGAUCGGCGGGUGGACAACCGCGCCAUCGAGGAGGUGAAGGCGCUCUCGGCGAGGAGCAAGUACAUGAAUCUCCAGGUCCAGGAGGAGCUCGUCGGCGACAUGGAGAAGAUCGUCGAGGUGCUGAGGGGCCUCGACAAGGCCGGCUACGACCUCGUCAUCGUCGGAAUGCGGCACAGGUGGUACCCUGUGAUGUCGGCGAACGGGCUGUCGGACUGGAGCGAGUGCCCCGAGCUCGGCGUCAUCGGCGACCUCCUCGCGUCGUCCGACUUCGACACGCCGUACUCUGUGCUCAUCAUGAAGCAGCAGGACCAGGGCGGGCUGAAUGCCGCCGUGCCGGGUGCCCAGGACGUGUGGCACGGCGACGAUGGUGGGCCGGCGCCGCCGCCAGAGCGAACAAUGACGACCGCUGGAUCUAGCAAGUUCCGGCAGUAGGCCGGCGACGAGCAGAACUGACGUGAUCUUGACUUUUGCAAUGUAGACGUUGACCUUUCUAGUUUAUAGGACCUGAUUCAAAUAGAAUUUUCUUCAGUUCAGUUCAUCUGUUGUGUACAGUCCGCGCUAUACAGGGAGUUCAAAUAGUUUUUAAA
This is a messenger RNA of Lolium perenne, 2935 nucleotides long. RefSeq names its product cation/H(+) antiporter 15. Gene Ontology annotation, cellular component: endomembrane system; membrane. Gene Ontology annotation, molecular function: antiporter activity. Gene Ontology annotation, biological process: proton transmembrane transport; regulation of pH. Lineage: Eukaryota; Viridiplantae; Streptophyta; Magnoliopsida; Poales; Poaceae. The record is from RefSeq and is a predicted model, not a curated record.